Salvia splendens (bonfire salvia) is the source of this 3732-nucleotide messenger RNA. RefSeq lists its product as uncharacterized. Gene Ontology annotation, molecular function: protein binding. The coding region runs from base 202 to 2853 and encodes 883 amino acids. Lineage: Eukaryota; Viridiplantae; Streptophyta; Magnoliopsida; Lamiales; Lamiaceae. The record is from RefSeq and is a predicted model, not a curated record. The transcript has 13 exons.
GGACUAAUUCAUGAAGACGCCAAAAGUUAGAGCCUUUUCCUGCAAAUUCCAAAUUUUCCUUUCCCCCAUAGCUUUCUCUUUCAUCUACUCUGCAAAAAUCUGCAAAUCAAUUCGGAAUCGCAUGCAUCCUCGUUGUUCCAAAUCAUCCUCUGAAUUUGCAUCCGUGCAUACACAAAUCACAAUCCAUCGUGUGCAUAUGCUAUGGAGCCCCCGCCACCUCAAUUAUUGCCACCGCAACCGCAGCAUUUCUCCGUCAGGCGAUACAACCACCGCAGCCACCGCGGUGAGGGCGGUGGGCCGAUGGAGAUGACGAAGGAGCAUUCCCACUCGGAGAAUAGCGAGAGCAGCAGCUCAGGGGAGAGGCGCGGCGGAGGCGAGAUGCGCCGCGCUGCGUUGGAUUGCAACCUGGCGUCGCUUUGUGAUCACAUCCAAUUGGAAGGGUUUAACAACGGCGUUUUCUCCGACGUCGUUUUGAAAGCCAUGGGAUCCACCUAUCACCUCCAUCGCCUCAUACUCUCCCGGAGUUCUUACUUUCGGAAUAUGCUCCAGGGGCCUUGGAAAGAAGCCAACGCUCCAGUUUUGACUCUGAAUGUGGAUGAUAGCAAUGUAAACGGUGAAGCGAUGAAGAUAGCUUUGACCUACCUCUAUGGUCAUUAUCCCAAGCUUAAUGACAAUAACGCGUUUCGUGUUCUAGCUGCUGCUUCUUUUCUUGACCUUCAGGAUUUAUGCGCCAUUUGCACAGACUUCAUUAUUGCUGAAUUGUGGUCUACCAACUUCUUAACUUAUCAGGUCUUUGCCGAGAGCCAAGAUUAUGGCUUUCAUGGGGAACGUGUUAGAAACGCUUGUUGGGGCUACCUUUGUCAAAGUGGUGCUCAGGAAUUGAAAGAGGUCCUCCCAAAACUUUCCUCUCAAACAUUGCUUGCUUUACUUACCUCAGAUGAGUUAUGGGUGCCCAAUGAAGAGAAACGAUUCGAACUGGCACUAUACACUCUUCUUGCAAAAGGCACACUUUGCGAAGAACAUAAUGAGCAGGACAGUGUAGGUUGUGAGGUCAUAGACAGUACUGAUUCUUCAAGAGUAAACAGAAAAUAUGUGGGCGAUGAAAGCACUAAUGAUUUGCUGGAAACUGAAAAGGGGCGCAGAAAAUCAAAAGCUGAAGUUGAAGGCCUGUACACUGCUCGUAAAAUUUUGGUGGAGCUUGCUGACUCCAUAGUGGAUUCUCAUUUUACUGUCGACAACUUUGGUGAAGCCCGAACAACAUAUGGUGAAUCUAAUUUGGAGUUAGCUUAUGAUUGUAGCAGUCAACAACCUUCAUCAAGUAAUACACUUUAUCCAGAUGACAUUAGUGCUUCAUGUUCUUAUUCAACUGUUGGACAGAGUAAAUCGGCAAGCAGUGAUUUGGCUUCAGAAGGGCCUUCAGAUGGAGAUCCGUGUUACCAAUUAAACAGGAGCUGGGCACCAGGAAAUCAAAUACACUGCAUUUCAAUGUCUAAUGAAUGGGAACGAUGUAACAUGUCACCUUUGACUUGGGGUGGUAGGACUGUGGGCAGAAGAGAGGUAAAACGUUGCCUAAAACGGAAUUGUGGGAUGAGCAGAGAAGAUUAUGAUUCUUUUGUCAACAUGUUUGAAGGUGGCUCUCUUUUAUACUGUAACAUGUCCUUUGAGACCCUCUUAAAUGCAAGAAAACAUCUUGAAGAAAUGGGCUUCCCUUGCAAAGCUGUGAAUGAUGGUUUAUGGCUACAGAUGCUCUUAAGCCAAAGAGUGCAAGAAGUUGGUGCUGAUACAUGCAAAAAUUGCUGCCGCGUGAGUAUUGCAUGUAUGUGCAGACAGCCAUUUGGAUACUCGACUGGAGUUACUGCACCUGGAUACUACAUGCAAGAUCACGAGCACAAUAAUCUACCCCCAAAUGAAAUUGGACAUGCCUAUGUCAAUAGUUCUGCUCAAGGGGAAAGAAACGGCCUCUUUAGGCCGGUUCGUGUACAUGACAGGGGCCCGAUUGAUGGACUGGCAGGCAUUGGCCGAGGAACUACAUUUGCGCCUGUAGCUACUUGGCCACCAACUCGUUAUGUCUUUUCCCGUGUUCCAUUUGGUAUUGGCAACCGAAACAGUCACCAAGCUCCUGCCAACGAUGGACCAGAUAAUAGGCCUGACAUCAAUGCGGACCUUGCUGGGGAUGGGUUAACUGUUUUGGUUGGGCUCAGUAUGGGAUCGAAUGAUGCCACUAACGUGCAUGAGGUGCAACUAGGAAGAGAAUUUGAGACAGAUCAGCAGAGCAGGCAGGUGGGAUCUUUUGGGCCAACUGGGCUAACUACCAAUGGCAUUCCCAUGCCAAUGAUAGACUCAUCGGGGCAUGCUAUGGGGGUUGAGUGGGAGAAUGCAAAUAGUUCUAUAUCAUUGGACCCAAAAACGCCUUUGAAUCACUUUCCGCCGCUUCGUUUUGCGGUCGAAUUCCAGGAUGUGCAUAGACUCUGUGAUGGCCAAGUCAAGCACUCCCCUGAAGCAUUUUAUGCUGGUUCCCUCUGGAAGGUAAGUGUCCAGGCUUUUAGUGAUGAAGAUCCACAAGGACGUCGUACACUUGGCUUGUUUCUUCAUCGGCGCAAGGCAGAAAUCAAUGAUCCACACAGAAAGGUCCAUAUGUACGUUGAUUCUAGGGAAAAGGUUACUGCUAGAUAUCAGUUGAUAUGCCCGUCGAAGAGAGAGGUGUUGGUUUUUGGGAGCUAUAAACAAACGGGCACGCUUCUGCCAAAAGCUCCAAAGGGAUGGGGCUGGCGUACAGCAUUGUUAUUUGAUGAGCUCGGCGAUCUACUCCAAAAUGGAACCCUACGAGUUGCAGCUGUAGUGCAGCUUAUCUGAUUCUUCUUAAGGGUCUGCUGCAUCUCUGGCCAUGGUGUAGCUAUCAGAGAUCAAGGGAGAGAUCAUGACAUAUGGUGAGAGAGAACGUGGUGGGAGGGAAAUAGAAUGAAAUAGUGGAAUUAGAAUAUCUAAAUAAAAUUUCAUUCGUUUAUGUUGUGAAAGAUCCUGCAAGAUUAGUGUAUAUUAAUUAAUGACAUAUUUAUAUAAAUUGUGCUCAGCGAGAGAAUUAAAAAUUUAAAAUACCACAUGCAUGUUUGACCUCGAUUAAUUAAAAAAACACGAAUUAAUGCUUCAUUGUUUUAUUUUGUGUGUCGUUUAUUUUGAUGCUGAGCUGUCAACAAAUGUAGGAAGCUGCACUAUAUAACAUUUAAAUGCCAUAGUAAUUAUCUACGAACAUGGGAGCAUAUAAUUAUCAUACCCCAAACUUGUUACAUAAUCAAGAUUUCAACUUCUCCUGAUCAAGAAAUGUUAGUGUAGGCUGUAAGUUAUCUUCAUGAAGAAAAGGUGACAGAAAAAAGGUAAUUAAUUUGCAGUCAAAAUAGAUUGUAAACUAGUAAACUCGUGGAUUCAUUACUCUUUUUGCAUUGGCUAUUACUCUAUGAGCAUGAUAAUUUUAAGGAUUUUAGUUUCGAAAUCUCCAUAGCUUCCUAGUUCGAGUAUGUUUAGGAGGCUUCCCAUGGUUAUAGUUUCAUUUCAAGUUUCUUGGUUUGAGUCCUGCAGAACUUUAGUAGAGUCUUGCCAACUGUGUGUUUCCCUUCUUUGAAGUAUGGCCUUUUCGAAGGCGUUAUCUCGUAAUCGUAUUUUCAGUUCUACUACAGUAUUAUUUUCUGUAUUCGUCUGUUCUCUUUUCCGUCAGUUUGUUGUUCAACUCCUAUCAUA